AUGCCAAAAACCCGCCCUGCCACGUCCGGGUACGCCCGUCUGGCCCAGGAGGAAGAGGAGCGCGGCUACCUCCACGACGACUCCGAAGAUGACGACCUCGGCGCUGCCUCUUCAACCGUCUCGACCUCCGCCCCUCGCUAUGCUCCUAUUACCUCUCGAGCCCAGAUGCAGGCGUCCGGUCUCGCCACACCCCCCGGCCAUCGGCGCAGACACAGUGGAUUUCAACGCCGAGGGCGUCGAAACUCCGGUGUUGACAUUAAGGCAAUCAACGCGCGUUUUGAGCGCUGGGCAGAAGAGAUUGCCAAUAAGUUUAAGAUCAACCGAGUCAAGGGCAAGACCUACGAGGAAGAGAAGCUGGAGAUCUACCACUCCGUCUUUCAAGCCCCUCCAGGUGUUCGACCCGUCACUACAGAAGAAUUAGAGUCGGAUGAAUUCGAGGGCCAGCAACGGAAAGCACGAGCUGAGUAUGAAGAUAUCGUUGAGAGUGUUCGCCUCGCAAUUGAGCUAGAUGUUCAUCCUCGUAUGAUUGCGCAAGGAAGCUCGGGCAGUUACUUUGCUCGCAACCCUGAAGGCAAGGUCGUGGGCGUCUUCAAACCCAAGGAUGAAGAGCCUUACGCUUCUCGCAACCCUAAAUGGACCAAGUGGAUUCACCGGAAUUUGUUCCCCUGCUUCUUUGGCCGAGCUUGUCUCAUUCCUAACCUUUCCUACGUCUCCGAAGCCGCCGCAUACGUCCUCGAUGCCCGCUUGCGCACCAACAUGGUCCCCUAUACCGACAUCUGUUACCUCUCAUCGAAGUCGUUCUUUUACGAUUUCUGGGAUCGGCGCAAGGCAUGGAAAGGAAAGAAGACACUGCCUCCAAAGGCUGGCAGCUUCCAGGUCUUCCUCAAAGGAUACAAGGAUGCCAACAUUUUCCUCCGCGAGCAUCCUUGGCCAGAUCAGGUCAAUACCGGCUUUCGUGCUGAAGAUGCCCCGAAGCGCAAGAAGCGCCCAUGGAACGAGACCUGCCGUCCAUCGGGCGUCGAGUCCGACGACGAAGACGACAACGCAAACGGCUACAUGCCUUCACCGAACCCGCGCGAUGAGAGCCGCGAGCGCCGAUUCCACUGGACCGAAAAUCUCAUGCAGUCUUUCCGAGAAGAGUUGGAAAAGCUCGUGAUUCUGGACUAUAUCAUGCGCAACACAGACAGAGGCUUGGAUAACUGGAUGGUCAAGAUUGACUGGGGUACUGAGCAAGUAUCUAUUGUGGCAGAUCCUCCGCAACCCACGCAGACCGCACCCAAGCACGACGAUGACGAGCUUCUUCCUCCCAACCGACCGGUCUCCGUGAAUUCGAACGGCACACGCAGCCCCCAUCCUUAUAGACGACAUGAUCCCAUGCAGGCUGUGAGCCGAACGGGUACACCAUUAGCAUCAUCGGAGCAGCAAGCUUCGAUUCAAAUUGGAGCUAUCGACAACAGCCUGUCAUGGCCAUGGAAGCAUCCAGACGCAUGGCGAAGCUUUCCUUUCGGAUGGCUUUUCCUGCCAGUUUCCUUGAUAGGACAGCCUUUCUCGCAAAAAACCCGCGAUCACUUUCUACCAUUGCUUACAUCAACUGCGUGGUGGACUGGCACACAAAUGGCUUUGCGGCAGGUAUUUUCCCAGGAUGCUGACUUUAAAGAAAGCAUGUUCGCCCGGCAAAUCGCUGUUAUGAAGGGUCAGGCCUGGAACGUGGUCGAGACCUUGAAACAGCCUGAUCAUGGCCCACUUGAGUUGACUCGAAGAACUCGAGUUUGCGUCUGGGAUGACUUGGUGGAUGUACCCGUCGCCAUUCCUAUGCAAGCGCCAACCUCGGAGAUGCAAAGACGUCAGACCGCAGAGUACGAUCCGGAUGAAGAAGAAAUGGAUAUUGGUGCAGCCAAUUCAUCCCAGCAAAUUCCAGAGCUUGAACACGAUCUUCUGGGGCUAGGCUCCGACCUUCCCAAUCCGAACCGCUUCGAGCUCUCUCGGGGCCGUGCCGACGAUGACAGCCACAAAGCCGCCGACUCACUCGGUAGUCCCGCGACCUUGAACGAAGCCGACUUCUCUCGACAGACCAACGACGGUGCAUAUGCUAGGUCCCUCGACGGGUGGCCUUCGCAUCCUGUCCGACUUGGUAAUCAGCGCAAACAUGGCGGCUCUCUAUCAUACCGCGUGCCUCAUGUCAAUACCUUUGGCAGUGAUGAUCUUGAAGGUGACCUCGGAUAUGCCGUCGCCGAGGGAAUGGAAGGCAACCAGCGCAAAGUGAUCGUUGAGCGCCUUGAGGCCGUCAAGAGCAAGAACCCUGUUUUCACAUGGUGCUAA
This is a messenger RNA of Penicillium maclennaniae, 2319 nucleotides long. RefSeq names its product 1-phosphatidylinositol 4-kinase LSB6. Gene Ontology annotation, cellular component: lysosomal membrane; trans-Golgi network; plasma membrane. Lineage: Eukaryota; Fungi; Ascomycota; Eurotiomycetes; Eurotiales; Aspergillaceae. The transcript is spliced from 2 exons. The coding region runs from base 1 to 2319 and encodes 772 amino acids. The record is from RefSeq and is a predicted model, not a curated record. Gene Ontology annotation, biological process: phosphatidylinositol phosphate biosynthetic process; Golgi organization; endosome organization. Gene Ontology annotation, molecular function: 1-phosphatidylinositol 4-kinase activity.